AUGGAAUGCUCAAAUCCGGAAGGGAAACCGAAUAGCACAGUGAUCAAUGCUAGUGAAGGCAAUGAUGAAUUGAAUGACGAUGGCGUUGUUAAUCAAGAGGGUUCCUUGGUCGACGAAAUCACCGACGUCAUGGUGACGAGAAAUGAUGAGUUGGAUUUAAGACACGAGUUGCCGGAUCAUAGUGGGCUCGGUGAAGAGGAAAUCCCAGCCAUAGGAAUGAGAUUUGAUUCGCUGCAUUUGGCACAGGAGUUUUAUGCAAGUUAUGCAAAGAAAUUGGGGUUUGUAACUAAAGUCAGGAACAUGAACUUUGACAAGAUGCGGAAGGACACAAAGAUAUCCAUUAAUCAGUCUCUUCACUGCACUCGAGAGGGUUAUCGAGAAUCUCGUGUUAAGGCAGCAACUAGGUCAAACAGAAUAACAGCCACGAGAUGCAAAGCAAGAAUGUAUGUCAUGCUGGACAGGGAGAAGGAAUGUUGGGUUGUGUCCAGGGUAGAAUUGAGGCAUUCUCACCCCUGUUCGGCUGAUAAAGCUGUCCAUUAUCAUGAGUACCGGGAGCUGACCAUGCAUGCCAAGUGUGUCAUUACGGAUAACGACGAGACUGGCAUAAGACCCAACAAGACGUAUCUAGCACUUGCAAACGAAGUUGGUGGGUCUUCAAACCUGAGUUUCUCAGAAAAGGAUGUCAGAAAUUACAUUACAAGCAAUCUCCGAUGCUCCGACAAUGCGGACUUCAAUGGGAUGAUGAAUUAUUUCCUUCGAAUGAAGGAAAUCAAUCCCAACUUCUUUUAUGCAUGA
Arachis stenosperma is the source of this 795-nucleotide messenger RNA. RefSeq names its product protein FAR1-RELATED SEQUENCE 5-like. The record is from RefSeq and is a predicted model, not a curated record. NCBI's taxonomy places the organism in Eukaryota, Viridiplantae, Streptophyta, Magnoliopsida, Fabales, Fabaceae. The transcript is spliced from 3 exons. The coding region runs from base 1 to 795 and encodes 264 amino acids.